GGUAGGGUUGAGGGCAGCCGCCGCUGUGGUCACAUUAAAAACUGCAUCGCCUUUUGUGACAACUGUAGAUCAAAAAGCCAUCAGCUCCCCCCCCUCGCUUAUGUUUCGGGGACUUGUAGUUUUUAGUGUAAAGAAAGCCGGCGCACGGUAGGGGCCUUCGUGUAAGUAAAACUACAGUUCCCUCAGAGCUACUCGGAGGUGUUAGUUGUCAAUAUGGCUGUUGUCAGACAGACAAAGCAGAGAGGCAAAUAAUUCGCCUCUGAUUAGAAAUCCUUGGUAAGGGGUCGGACGGGGCACUGUAAUCAUAUUGCGUUAUUGUUCGGCUGCAGUGAAAAGACACAACGGGUCUUUGCUGAAGUUCUAAAGUUAAAUGGUUAAGCGGACGAUUUGAACCGAGCAGCAGGAUGUCUGAGUUCAGCGAGGAGCCGCGCUUCACCAUCGAGCAGAUAGAUCUGCUGCAGCGGCUGCGUCGCACCGGCAUGAACAAGCAGGAGAUCCUGCACGCGCUCAACACGCUGGACCGGCUGGACCGGGAGCACGGCGACAAGUUUGGCCGCCGCACCUCUUCUUCCUCCUCCUCCUCCUCGUCCUGCUACGGAGUGGGCGGGGCCAACAACACCUCUGCCUCCAACACCACUACAUCGUUCAACAAUAACAACACUGCCUCGGCAACCGCCACCUCUACGGCGGCGUGCAACGGCGGCGAGAGCGCCGCCGCCGGAGGCGAUCACUCCACCGCCGCCGCCGCCUCCGCCUCCUCGUCCACCGCCUCCAAAAUCUCCACCGCCACGCAGACGCAGUUCGGCAGCUUGGGGGCACUCUCGCCAUCGCCCAGCAACAGCUACGAUACCUCCCCGCCCCCGGGCCCGCCGCCGCCUUCUGCCGUCUUGCCCUCGCCGGUCUCGCUUGUGGCUCUGUCGCAGAACGGGCGGGACAGCCUGGCCGCCACGCCCAACGGGAAGCUGUCCCCUCCCAGGUACCCGGUGAACAGCGCGGCGGCGGCGCGGGCGUUUGGGUUCGAGGCCACAGAGGAGGACCUGGACAUCGACGAUAAGGUGGAGGAGCUGAUGAGGAGGGACGGCAGCAUGGUGAAAGAGGAGAUCAAAGCCUUCCUCGGGAACAGGAGGAUCUCUCAGGCAGUGGUGGCACAAGUUACCGGCAUCAGCCAGAGCAGGAUCUCCCAUUGGCUACUACAGCACGGCUCCGACCUGAGUGAGCAGAAGAAGAGGGCCUUCUAUCGCUGGUACACGCUGGAGAAAACCACGCCAGGUGCCACUCUAAACAUGCGGCCAGCUCCGUUACCUCUGGAGGAAAUGGAGUGGAGGCAAACCCCACCCCCCAUCACCACUGCCCCGGGAACCUUCCGGCUGCGUCGAGGAAGUCGCUUCACCUGGAGAAAAGAGUGCCUGGCUGUGAUGGAGAGCUACUUCAACGACAACCAGUACCCAGAUGAGGCCAAACGGGAGGAGAUAGCAAAUGCCUGCAAUGCUGUUAUUCAGAAGCCAGGGAAGAAGCUGUCUGAUCUGGAGAGGGUUACCUCACUGAAAGUUUACAACUGGUUCGCCAACCGUCGCAAAGAGAUCAAGAGACGGGCGAACAUUGAAGCCACAAUCCUGGAGAGUCAUGGGAUAGACGUCCAGAGUCCAGGGGGACAUUCUAACAGCGACGACAUCGAUGGGAACGACUUCUCAGAGCAGGCAUGUGACCUGCCCUAUUUUGACAAGAGACCUCUCAGCCGACCCUUUGGCCUUUACCGACUGGAGCCCACUUCGCCAACACAGGCUGAAGGAAGACACUGCCAGUACUUACUACAGCCUCACACACACCACUACAACAUCCAUCCCAAAUCAAAGGUUGACAGGGCGUGCCAUGCCCAGUUACGGUUGCUAAGCUAUGAUUGGACAAUUGCCGUUUGGGGAAGGGGUUUAGCGAACAGUUGGUCAGUUGGUCAGCAUGAUGGCAAAACCAGGAAAAUAAAAUGCAGGAGGACGGCGCGGCCCACAGCGAGCACCAGGACCCCAUCUCUCUGGCUGUGGAGAUGGCCGCCGUCAACCACACCAUCCUGGCCCUGUCCCGGACCGGAGGGGUGCCCAGCGACAUCAAGACGGAGUCCCUGGAGGACGAAUGAACUGCACAGGAAAAGUGGAAGGAGGCAGCGGAAGAGAGAAAUGAGACAGGCGAGAGGGAGGAAAAGGAAGGAGGAGUGAAACGGGGAGCUUAAAAAAAAAAGAGACCAAAAUAAUGCUACUUAGUAAACCUUCUGAAUCUGUCCCUCAGCCAGCCCCCUGUCAGCUGUUCUCUCUCUCUCUCUCUCUCUCUCUCUCUCUCUCUCUCUCUCUCUCUCUCUGUGUGUGUCUCUGCUUCCCCCCCUCCACUCCCCUCCUCCCACAAAAUCCAUGUAAACGGUAAUUACCCCCCCAACCCAUUCCACCCAGUCUAUUGACAGAGCUGGCGGAAGUGGGUCACUACAUUAUACGUCCUCCGAUCCCGAUGAAAAUGUUCCACGGAAAAGAAGAAAAGGGGUGAUCCAGGCCUUUAACCCCCAAAACUGUGGCCGUUGUCUGGAAUGUGUGUCUCCCAGGAACUCCCCCUCUUUACCCUGAAUACACUCUCUCUCCCUCUCUCUCUCUCUCUCUCUCUCUCUCUCUCUCUCUCACAGGAUACCUCUUCUCUUCCCUCUCCUCCUCCAUCUCCUUCCCUCUCCAGCCUGGUUGUCUGAGCCAAUCCUCAGUCCGUCUCACCUCAGCAACAACCUCAGAAAAAUAACGUGUACUGUAUAGAUAAUAAAUAUAUAUAUAUGGUUCUCGGCCACACUCUACCUACCGACGUACCCCUCAAAAAUCCACCCUCUUCAUUGUGCAAUUCAUCGGAAGAGCAGCCCCCGGCCGCCGUCUGGGGAACGAUGGAUGGAAAGAUGGAUGGUGAGAGUUUCCUUUUCAGAAAGGACUGCAACUGUCCAGUCACUGUCUGUGUGUCUAUAUCUUCUCUAGUCCUCCUUCCUCAGCGGAGGGGCUUUUUGCUUUCCGACAGUAGAUCUGCCAUUGGAUGAAAACCUCUUUAAAAAAAAAAAAAAAAAAAAAAAAAA
Messenger RNA from Perca flavescens (yellow perch), 3085 nucleotides. RefSeq names its product homeobox containing 1 b (gene hmbox1b). The record is from RefSeq and is a predicted model, not a curated record. The transcript is spliced from 11 exons. NCBI's taxonomy places the organism in Eukaryota, Metazoa, Chordata, Actinopteri, Perciformes, Percidae. Gene Ontology annotation, biological process: positive regulation of DNA-templated transcription. Bases 405 to 2207 code for a protein of 600 amino acids. Gene Ontology annotation, molecular function: double-stranded telomeric DNA binding. Gene Ontology annotation, cellular component: nucleus.